UGAGAUUGCCAUUCUUCAUUUUGCUCUCCACAAGAUAAUGCACUUCGCUCGCUUCGCUCUGCUUCUUGCCGCGACGGCCUCGGCCGCGACGGUCUAUACGUUCGACCCCGUCACGUCGGGCGGCGUCAAGGGCUCCAUCACAGUGACGCGCGAGGCAGUAGGCGCGACCAUCGCCGCCGACCUCGACGUCUCCAACGCCGACUGGGCCGCGCUCACCAAGGUGGACGGCAACUGCACCGGCGCGAUCCCGAACUUCAAGUGGCACAUCCACACCAAGUGGACCAACAAGGCGCCGUCGGGCUUCCUUGGCGACUGCGGUCUCACGCCCGCGGGCAACCACUACGACCCGGACUACGCGUGCGGCCCCAACUCCGAGUUUGCGACCGACCCCAAGUGUGCACCGCUCAUUCCCAAGUACAAGUGCACGCCCGAGACGUAUGUGGUGAGCCCGCAUGCGUGCGAACGCGGCGACCUCUCGGGCAAGGUCGGCGCCUUCAAGGCCGUUGACGGCAAGAUCAAGCAGACGUUUGUCGAUGCGCACUACCCGGCAGCGUCCGAGGAGACGCCGACGUGGAACCUCAUGCUGCACGCGGUCUGCGGCGCCAACACGCCCCGCUUUAUCUGCGCGACGGGCCAUGAAGCAUGCUAAUGCGUCACCUCUCGAUUAGUCUUUCGAUUAGUUAGUCGACAACGAUGUACUGAGUAAUCCAAACGUUCCUUGCUACUCGCG
Molecule: messenger RNA, 730 nt
Organism: Saprolegnia diclina VS20
Lineage: Eukaryota; Oomycota; Saprolegniomycetes; Saprolegniales; Saprolegniaceae
Exons: 1
Coding region: 38-649 (203 amino acids)
Biological process (GO): superoxide metabolic process
Molecular function (GO): metal ion binding
Source: RefSeq, a predicted model, not a curated record